Messenger RNA from Panthera uncia (snow leopard), 2502 nucleotides. RefSeq names its product DnaJ heat shock protein family (Hsp40) member A1 (gene DNAJA1). The record is from RefSeq and is a predicted model, not a curated record. The transcript is spliced from 8 exons. Gene Ontology annotation, biological process: protein refolding; response to heat. The coding region runs from base 527 to 1468 and encodes 313 amino acids. Gene Ontology annotation, cellular component: cytoplasm; cytosol. Gene Ontology annotation, molecular function: Hsp70 protein binding; ATP binding. Lineage: Eukaryota; Metazoa; Chordata; Mammalia; Carnivora; Felidae.
CCGCGUGGGCGGGAGGGUUGUCGGUUCCUGUAUUCACGAUUUUCUUUUUGGGAGGGCUGGUGUGUUGCCGCAGCAGUCCUCCGCACGCGGCUGUAGAAAAUGGUGAAAGAAACUACUUACUAUGAUGUUUUGGGGGUCAAACCCAAUGCCACCCAGGAAGAAUUGAAAAAGGCUUACAGGAAAUUGGCUUUGAAGUACCACCCUGACAAGAAUCCAAAUGAAGGAGAGAAGGCAAGUGAUGUACUCCUACUUUUUUUUUUUCUUACGUGUUCAGUCUUAAAUGUAGCUGUGUAAUUCUUUGCCAGGUAUAUACUAUUUCCAUUGCAGUCUGACAAUGAGUAUGUGUAAUACAGUGAUUGUUUUUGCAACACUUUUUUUCUGAAGGGAAAUUUUCUUUCUCAAACAGUUUAAACAGAUUUCUCAAGCUUAUGAAGUGCUCUCUGAUGCGAAGAAAAGGGAAUUAUAUGACAAAGGAGGAGAACAGGCAAUUAAAGAAGGUGGAGCAGGUGGUGGUUUUGGCUCCCCCAUGGACAUCUUUGAUAUGUUUUUUGGAGGAGGAGGAAGGAUGCAGAGAGAGAGGAGAGGUAAAAAUGUUGUGCAUCAGCUCUCUGUAACCUUAGAAGAUUUAUAUAAUGGUGCAACAAGAAAACUAGCUCUGCAAAAGAAUGUGAUUUGCGACAAAUGUGAAGGCCGAGGUGGUAAGAAAGGAGCGGUAGAAUGUUGUCCCAAUUGCCGAGGUACUGGAAUGCAAAUAAGAAUUCAUCAGAUAGGACCUGGAAUGGUUCAGCAAAUUCAAUCUGUGUGCAUGGAGUGCCAGGGCCAUGGGGAACGGAUCAGUCCUAAAGAUAGAUGUAAAAGCUGCAAUGGAAGGAAGAUAGUUCGAGAAAAGAAGAUUCUAGAAGUUCAUAUUGACAAAGGCAUGAAAGAUGGCCAGAAGAUAACAUUCCAUGGUGAAGGAGACCAAGAACCUGGACUGGAACCAGGAGAUAUUAUCAUUGUUUUAGAUCAGAAGGACCAUGCUGUUUUUACUAGGCGAGGAGAGGAUCUUUUCAUGUGUAUGGACAUACAGCUGGUUGAAGCACUGUGCGGCUUUCAAAAGCCAAUAUCUACUCUAGACAACAGAACCAUUGUCAUUACCUCUCAUCCAGGUCAGAUUGUCAAGCAUGGAGAUAUCAAGUGUGUGCUGAAUGAAGGCAUGCCAAUUUAUCGUAGACCAUACGAAAAGGGUCGCCUAAUCAUCGAAUUUAAGGUAAACUUCCCUGAGAAUGGCUUUCUCUCUCCUGAUAAACUGUCUUUGCUGGAAAAGCUCCUACCUGAGAGGAAGGAAGUAGAAGAGACUGAUGAAAUGGACCAGGUAGAACUGGUGGACUUUGAUCCAAAUCAGGAAAGAAGGCGCCAUUACAAUGGAGAAGCAUAUGAGGAUGAUGAACAUCACCCUAGGGGAGGUGUUCAGUGUCAGACCUCUUAAUGGGGCCAGUGAAGAACACUGCUGGCAUUUUAUAUGCAGUAGUGAACGAAUGAAGGACUAUAAUCAUAGCUCACUACUUGCUAUUAUUGUUUUUGUUUUAAUAUUCAACUAUAGUAGUGUUUUAAAAGUUAAAUGAAGAAUAAAAAAUAUAAAAGCUCUGACUUUGCCCUGUAUGUAUGAUGAAUUCAGUGUGCAAGAUAAGUUUAAUACUUGUAAAAACUACUUUUAAAAAAAUCUCCCCUGGCAUUUGUUAGAGGCCCGACCUUGUAAUUGAUUUCAGCUCUAUGUACAUGAACUAGUUUAGACUGAAAAUGCUAGGUAAAUGUAUUGACUUCAGUGUAUGACCCUUAAUUGUUAAGCUAUGAAGUUAAAACUUGUUUAAUUGGCAAUCAGAAAAAGAAUUUGUAGACAAGUGUUGGUCUGUAGUUCUAUUAAGUGGGAUUCAUUGUGAUGCUUCUGCAUUUAUUCUGUUGCCUCAACUGUUACUUAAAGAUGGCAUGCUGUGUAAUUUGGCCUGUGGUAUCAGUGGUGGAAAGGAUACCUUUCUAAAGAAGGGGUUUGUCAUAAUCUGCUGUUUGAGGACUUGCACUUGUAGAAUUGCAUUCCCUUCUGCUGUGCCAUCUUUUUUUUUUAAUAUAUAUAUAUUUAACAUAUAUAUACACACACACACACACACACACACACACACACACACCAGUCCUGGUUACACUUUUUUUCCUUCUCUUUGGACCAUGAUAAGCUUCAGAGUAGUGACUUCGGGAGCAGGGUAACUUAGAGUGAAGAGAUAUUUACACAGAAAAGUAAAUUUGCAUGUGUGAGCUAGGAAGGUGUUUUAGGUUUGUUACAGGCUUACUUUAAACAAUUUAACUUACGCUCCGAAGUAACUGUAAUUUAAUGUUGGUAGUAUAGCAAAUUAUGAUGAAUAGCUUUAAUUGUAUGUUUAAAAGUCAUGUUCACAAGCUUAAAUCUGGAUAUCAGAAUUAAGCAAUUCUUGAAAUGUAUGAAUGUCUCCUUAAUAUACUGAUUACAAAGCA